This is a messenger RNA of Priapulus caudatus, 945 nucleotides long. RefSeq names its product probable E3 ubiquitin-protein ligase HERC4. The record is from RefSeq and is a predicted model, not a curated record. Lineage: Eukaryota; Metazoa; Priapulida; Priapulimorpha; Priapulimorphida; Priapulidae.
AAUGUAUUACCACAAGCAAACAAGGUAAGACAGUAAAAGGUCAUCAGACCAAGGCGUCAUGUACACCUAUGGCUGGGGUAACCAUAGCGACGGGCAGCUUGGUCUGGGUGGAAUAGAAGAUGUACAGAUACUCGUACCCAAAAGCGUCGCGUGCCUGCGAGGCAAGAAGGUGCGUGAGGCGGCGUGCGGGCUCGCGCACACGCUGCUGCUGCUGCGCGGUGGCGCCCUCUACAGCUGCGGCUGCAACGACUUCGGACAGCUCGGACACGAGCGGCCGAGACGCAAGCCUGCACUGCAUUCGCUCGCUCUCGGAGACGGCAGCGAGUCAACGCAGGAUCGUCUGGCCUCUGUUCACCGUGGGGCAAGACGCGAAGGUCAGCUUGGUCACGGUUUGCCGGCGCGACGGGCGACCGCUGCGCGCCGCGACCGUGGCCCACCUGGCUGGGAGUUUAUCAUCGUGCAGGUCGCGUGCGGACACAGACACUCGGUGGCGCUGAGCCGAGAUGGCGUGCUGUACUCGUGGGGCGCCAACCAGCACGGCGAGCUCGGACACGGCACGCAGUCGCCACAGGAGGGCGCUGACGUCGUGCGCGGACUCGCGGCAGUGCCGGUGCACGGCGUCGCUGCCGGUGGAGCACACAGUAUGCUGGUCACGGUGGGAGGGUCCGUGUAUGGCUGGGGAAGCAACAGGUUCGGACAGCUGGGGCUGGGGGACGAGGCGCCGCGUGGCGUGCCGACGGUCUUACGAUCGCUCAAGUUUCAGAAGGUGCGACACGUCGCGUGCGGUGAGGACCACACAGUCGCGCUGACGACGGAGGGCGGUGUGUUCACAUUCGGCGCAGGCAUGUACGGACAGCUAGGACACAACUCCAAGAACAGCGAGCGACUGCCGAGGAAAGUGUUCGAGCUGAUGGGCAGCGAAGUGUGCCAGAUUGCCUGCGGAAG